AUGGACCAUAUACCUUUAGGUCCUUUGAGGACAAGGGCUCUCCCAAGACCAUCGGCUCGACUCGUAGCACCUGAUAUCCCUCCCGUUCGCGUCACUGAGACGAUCUCCUACUUUGGUCAGAACCUUGUGGGCAAGAUCUUCAUACCAAGUUUCCUUACUGAGAAGGGCAAAUUCAUCACCUUUCGUCAUGCCGAGGUUAUCGAGAAUGCAGAGCUGGGCGAGGUUCUAUUGGAUUGGUCACCCAAGUUUACCUUUCAUCGCUUCCCAUAUGUAGAGGUCGAAGGAUGGCCCAGCGGUGGUCCCACGCCCGAUGACGUCCAAGCUUUAGUGCUUCAUCCCGAUAUGGAGCGCCGAGGAUUCUUCGAGUGCUCCAACUCUUAUGUGAACCAACUACACAAGAAUAUCGUCUGGUCAUUGCGCCGCAACCUUCUCUCACUACCUGCAGACUGCCCGCAGCGAGAUGAGCGUCUCGGAUGGACCGGCGAUCUGCAAGUAUUGUGCCCAACAGCAACAUACCUCUAUGACACCCUGGGUAUACUCAGUAACUGGCUGCAAGAUGUAUCACCUGAAAAACUGGAGGAAGGGAAGGCCGGUAUACCUCCUCUUGUAUGUCCCAAUGCCAUCAGUUCCAAUUGGCCUUAUAUGGCUCAGGCGAUCUGGGAUGAUGUCACUGUCCUAGCUCCAGGCGCUUUGUAUCAGUAUAGCUCUGAUAGAGGCCUAUUGGAGAGGCAGUUCGAGAGCAUGUAUGCUUGGCUAGAACGGGGUGUUGGUAGGGCUCUAGAUGGCCUUUGGAAUCCUGAUAGGUGGCAGCUGGCAGAUUGGUUAGACCCCAGUGCACCGCCGGAAGAUCCUGGAAACGGGCGAACUGACAAUAUCCUUGUUGCGAAUGCUUAUCUUGUUUAUGCAACACCGGUGUUUUCUAAGUUAAGCUCUGUCCUAGGAAAAACGGAGCUUGCUGUUAAAUAUGCACAAGAUGGGGAGCGACUCAAGGCCCUGUUCCAGCGAAGGUAUAUCACAGCAGAAGGGAACCUCACGUCAACAUCGCAAACGGGUCUUGGUAUCGCUAUCAGAUUCGGACUCUAUCCCGAGAACGAGGAACAACGCAGAACAGCUGGAGAAGCUCUCGAUUGUCUGGUUCGCACUGCUCGCUUCCAUAUCAGCACCGGUUUCGCUGGAGCUCCAGUUAUCUCCCAUGCGCUAUCUGAGAUUGGCUGUUCACAACUGGCAUAUCGCAUGUUGCUCGAGACCACAUGCCCUAGUUGGCUAUACGCUGUAGUAUCGCACGAUGUAACUACUGUAUGGGAACGCUGGGACAGUAUGCUACCCGAUGGUCGCAUUAAUCCCGGCCAAAUGACGAGUUUUAACCACUAUGCUCUUGGCGCAGUAGGCGAUUGGCUCCAUAAGACAGUCGGUGGUAUCUCGCCUCACGAGCCCAGCUGGCGCAUUAUUCGGGUGCGCCCCAUUCCCGGAGGGAACAUCACUAGUACCAAGGUAUCAUUCAAUGGACCUUAUGGGCUUGUUGCGUGCGAAUGGAGACUUGAAGGUCAACGGUUUACUAUGUCGUUGACUAUCCCUCUUAACUGCUCGGCCCUAGUAACUUUGCCUUCAGAAGUGCGAAAAGACUUUAGCUGCGACGUGGAGGCAACGCGAAUUCUUUGCCCUGGUUAUCACGCGCUGGAAUGUCAAUUUAAUGCUGGGGAAUGGCCGCCUAAGCCGAUGGUUGCUGCAAAUCAGCCCAUGCCUGUAGAGAGUAUCGCCGGGUAG
Fusarium tjaetaba is the source of this 1764-nucleotide messenger RNA. Its product is annotated as alpha-rhamnosidase. The record is from RefSeq and is a predicted model, not a curated record. The coding region runs from base 1 to 1764 and encodes 587 amino acids. Gene Ontology annotation, biological process: carbohydrate metabolic process. Lineage: Eukaryota; Fungi; Ascomycota; Sordariomycetes; Hypocreales; Nectriaceae. The transcript is spliced from 3 exons.